Messenger RNA from Carassius carassius (crucian carp), 1764 nucleotides. RefSeq names its product cyclin-J-like. The transcript is spliced from 6 exons. Gene Ontology annotation, biological process: mitotic cell cycle phase transition; regulation of cyclin-dependent protein serine/threonine kinase activity. The coding region runs from base 141 to 1223 and encodes 360 amino acids. Lineage: Eukaryota; Metazoa; Chordata; Actinopteri; Cypriniformes; Cyprinidae. The record is from RefSeq and is a predicted model, not a curated record. Gene Ontology annotation, cellular component: cyclin-dependent protein kinase holoenzyme complex; cytoplasm; nucleus. Gene Ontology annotation, molecular function: cyclin-dependent protein serine/threonine kinase regulator activity.
CAGUGUGUAUUGUUACUUUGUUCGUGAACACAGAGAGCAAACUUUGCUUUGAUUCACACUUUGAUUAUCCGAGUCAGUUUGUUCGACUGCUAGUUGUCAUUGUUCUGUCUGCAUGCAGGCGUCCUUGUGUGGGGAGCCCAAUGGAGCUGGAGGGUCAGUGGUGGAAAGGAGAACUUGCAGAGGACAUCCAUCAGGCCCUGCGUUACAAAGAGCUGUGCUUGCCUGUGUACAAAGGACAGUCUCCACAGCUGAGUCUUAGACGAUAUUUCGCAGACCUUAUUGCUAUAGUCAGCAAUCGGUUCAAGCUGUGCCCUGCGGCCAGACACUUGGCUGUUUAUCUGCUGGACCUGUUCAUGGACCGCUAUGACAUCUCAGUACAGCAACUUCACAUGGUUGCACUGUCCUGCUUGCUUUUGGCCAGUAAGUUUGAGGAGAGAGAAGACCGCAUCCCGAAACUGGAGACCCUGAACAGUCUGGGCUGCAUGAGCUCUAUGAACCUAGUUCUGACCAAACAGGGUCUCCUGCACAUGGAGCUGCUGCUCCUAGAGACGUUUCAGUGGAACCUGUAUCUCCCCACAGCUGCUCACUUCAUCGAGUACUACCUGCCGGACGCUGUGAAUGAGAUGGACCUGCAUGACGGCUGGCCGAUGGUAUGCAUGGAGAAGACCAUGCAGUACAUGUCCAAAUAUGCUGACUACUUCUUAGAGGUCUCUUUACAAGACCAUGCAUUUCUGCGAUUCGUCCCGUCCCUGGUUGCUGCGGCAUGUGUGGCCUCCUCACGGGUAAUCUUGCAUUUGUCCCUGACCUGGCCUCCGCGCCUCCAGCGUCUGUCAGCGUACACCUGGGAGCAGCUGCUGCCCUGCGUGGAGAGACUUCUAAUUGCUCAUGACAGUGACGUAAAGGAAGCAAACAAACAGAAAUGCCCACAGCCGAGUGCUCAGCCUGCACAGAUGAUGUAUCCCAUCCAGGGACAGAGCGUGUCCUUGCAUCAGUACAUGCAGCGGCCGAACACACAAUACAUGCAGCAGAGCUGCCAGCCACUGGUAGUGUCUUCUCAAGGUCCUGCGACAUAUCUGACACAUACGGCCUCAAUGCAGGUCUCCACGGCACCUCUGCAUGGGCUCACACAGACACAGAGCAUGGAUGCUAAGGUCAACAUGCCAGGCAGAGCUUACCAGAUGAACCCGCUGUACCCCUGUGCCGCUCCCUGCUUCGACAGGUGAUGAAACUGGACAGAAAAGCAUCAGACCGUUUGCACUGCAGGGGGGAGAGUUUGUAAUCAAGUGUGCAAUUGUGGGAUUGCAAACACCAAAAAGCAAGCACACUGCUCUUAAAUGUUACUUGAAUCAAACCACUUCAGCUGCUGAAUUCUGAAUCCUUUUUUAUUUACAUGAUUGGGGUGAAAGCUAGUUAAUUUAAAUCACUGUAACGUUCAUGAGGUGUGGGGUAAUCUGAGAUCUGCAAUAUUCUAGUGCUGUUGUGCAUUACCCACUGAAUGCUGCCUUGUGGUGUUUCAUUUGUUGUAUUAAGUUUACUCGAGUAUUAUUAUUUACGGCCAUCUUUCAUAAAAGAAGACAUCAUUGGAGUUCAAAGUAACGUUGUAUAAGAAAAGAAUGUGUUUUUUACUAGCACAAGCAAGUGUUAUUUUGCUCUACCUCAUUGAAUGCAGACUAUUGUUGUCUUGUAACCUUAUAAAAUGCACUUUGUUACAGUGUUUGUUUGUGUAUUUUUUUUAAUAAAAAUGCAACAUUUCUGUUGUCGCUA